AUGUCGCUCCGGCCCAGCCAUUCGUUUUAUCUACCGAGGGCGCGUCCAAGGUCGCAACCAAUAGAUUUUGACAAACCAAAUUUCAUUUACUCCUCGGAUAUCGGUGAAAUCGUUCAGCUGUUGUCAUCCCGCUAUGCAUUAAUAGGCGGCUAUAAAAAGGACGUGGUAGACCUUACGGACUAUGUCGAUGAGCUCACCGAGAUACACAUAAAUAUUGAACUUAAUCUGCUUUUGGUGCGCAACAAACGUCUUCGAGCAUCUGAUCUUUUAAAGGAGAAUCUCAUCUAUUUGGCAAGAACCGGCAAGAAGAACCGCAAUUACACCAAGGUACCACUCGACCGCUUGUAUAUCCAGCCCCAAAUGUUGGACGAAAAUGAUAUAUUCGUUGUUUCCAUGUCUCUCAAGAUCCUCGACUUCAUAGUACGACGUCACAACGACGGAGUGCUGAUAACACUUGACUUUUUCAAAGACGAAAACUACGGUAUUCUUGUCUUUUGCGACCACACGUUGAUUUCCCAACUCGAAAAUUAUAUUUCUAUCGUGUUUAACAGAUGCCUAACGUCAAACAAGCCAUUGGAGCCUGACGACACCCCCAUUCGCCAUAUGGUGGUAAUCGACCAGUUGGAAGACGAAUCGUCAAUCCUCCAUGACCACUCCCUUACUGACUCAACCCUUCAAACUAAUGAUUCCAUAGACCUCGAUAAAUCGUUCCAAUACGAUACCGAACAUGUUGUCGACGAUGACUUCGAAACAUCAUCGUUCGACGAUAUCGACGACGCCAUCAUGAUGGAUGGUGCCACCCGAUCCAAUAGUCGAGACGACCAGCAUACCCAUAAUCUCCAUACGCGACUAUCACCACGUUUGAAUACCAUCGAAGAAUGCGACAAAAGUGAUAGUUUUGUUAGCGAUGUGAACAACUUGAGACAUAACGAAAGUGACGAGAAAUCCCAGAUACCACCCUCUUCCCCAAAAUCCCCGGAAGCUGAAGGUCCGUUGACCAGAAAACUGUCAGUGACGUCUUAUGCUUCUCCAAAGAAGAAUGAUAAUCUCUCACGCAAAACGUCCACUGCAUCAUUCUCGAUGAUUGACUAUCAGGAUCAGGAUUUAGACUUUGCAUUCAAGGACAAAUCCAACUCUGUACCCAUGUACAUCAAGGACAAUAAGAAGUUCAAAUUCAUCAAGAUUGGCAAGGUGCAAAAGUUUGUCAAUUUGUUUGAGGAAAAAGCCAGUGUGGAUAGCCAACCAUCCUCGCGAUGUUCGAGCCCACUUCGACGUUAA
Molecule: messenger RNA, 1278 nt
Organism: Meyerozyma guilliermondii ATCC 6260
Lineage: Eukaryota; Fungi; Ascomycota; Pichiomycetes; Serinales; Debaryomycetaceae
Gene: CTA9
Product: Cta9p
Exons: 1
Coding region: 1-1278 (425 amino acids)
Source: RefSeq, a predicted model, not a curated record